UCAGAUUGUUUUGCUGCGUGGGGGGAGGCGGGUGCGGAUUUCGUCGUGAGGCAGUGGAAGGGCCUCUUGGUCGGUUUUGGGUUCCCUCAGGGGUCCCGGCGAGGAAAUGGACAUCCUCAAGGCGGAAAUUGCGCGGAAGCGGAAACUGAUGGAAGAGAAGGAGCUAGUUGCGGGAAAUAAAAAGUACUUUAAACGCAGUGAGCUAGCCAAGAAGGAAGAGGAGGCAUAUUUUGAAAGAUGUGGCUACAAGCCUGUAAACAAGAAGCCCCCAGGAGAGGUACAACAGGAGGAGAAGGAGGAGGAGACAAAAAUGGCAUCAGCCAAUCCAGUGCUGGAGUUAGAGCUGGCAGAGGAGAAGUUGCCUAUGACUCUCUCUAGGCAAGAGGUCAUUAGGCGGUUGAGAGAAAGGGGUGAACCUGUCAGGCUGUUUGGAGAAACUGAUUAUGAUGCUUUCCAGCGGUUACGGAAGAUCGAAAUUCUAGCACCAGAAGUGAACAAGGGCUUGAGAAAUGACCUGAAGGCUGCUUUGGAUAAGAUUGACCAGCAGUAUCUAAAUGAGCUUGUUGGUGGCCAGGAACAGGGAGAAGAUGACACUCAAAAUGAUCUCAAGGUUCAUGAAGAGAACACCACCAUUGAAGAAUUGGAGGCUUUGGGGAGAUCUCUAGGGCAAGGUGAUGAUCAUAAAGACAUGGAUAUCAUAACCAAAUUCUUGAAGUUCCUUCUUGGAGUCUGGGCCAAGGAGCUGAAUGCCAGAGAAGAUUAUUUGAAACGUGGGGUGCAGGGAAAGCUGAACAGUGCCACUCAGAAGCAGACGGAAUCAUACCUGAGACCUCUGUUCAGGAAACUUCGGAAAAGGACUCUUCCUGCAGACAUCAAAGAAUCAAUAACUGAUAUUAUCAAAUUCAUGCUACAAAGAGAGUAUGUAAAGGCCAACGAUGCCUACCUCCAGAUGGCUAUUGGCAAUGCUCCCUGGCCCAUUGGCGUCACUAUGGUAGGCAUCCAUGCCCGAACUGGCCGAGAAAAGAUUUUCUCAAAGCAUGUGGCCCAUGUGCUGAAUGAUGAAACUCAGAGGAAGUACAUCCAGGGCCUGAAGAGGCUGAUGACCAUUUGCCAGAAGCACUUCUCAACAGACCCGUCCAAAUGUGUGGAGUACAAUGCAUUAUGACGAGUCAUUGUCUUUGCCUGGGAGAGAGGGCUGCUGAGUUGUUGAGGCAUCUCAGAGUGGGCCAAGGGUGGGAGGCUGGAGUUCAUUCAACUCGCCACAUUCAGCUGCACUUUGAUGAACCUCAAGGCCACGUGUUACAGACCUGUAUCAAGAGGCAAUCCAGCAUUAAUGGAGCUGUUUUCUUUCAAUGAACUUUCAGCAGUUCCCAAAAGGUCCAUUCUGUUCUGCUUUUCAGAGUUUGAAUCAGUUGGCUUUAAAAAGUCUGAUCUUGCAGAGUUUGAGGCUCUGUGUCUGAGGUUGCUUGAAGUUGUUGCCUUUCCUUGUAGGGGGGAAACACACUCCUUAUGUAUAUGUUUUCCACAUUGAGUCGGAUCCCACAUAUCCAUUCUGCUAGCAGAAGUGUUUUUCCUUCUAGCAGAAGAAGCCUUCCCCAAAUAAUCUAGGAAUGGACCUGAAGGAUCCAAGCUAUUCUGGUGAAUUGUGUCGAUUCUCUGAAGAGCCUAUGUAUUUUGAGUCUCUUUUUCAGCAGUAAGAGAGGAAACCAAAGUACAGGUUCAAACACUUUUACUCACCCCAGUUAAUGGGAGAAAUCUUCUUGUCCCUGUGAAUUUUUGUGGUGGGAAACCAGCAUGGCAGUUUGCAUUUGAUGUUAUGGAAUGUGUUAGCCUAUAAAAAGUUGUCUACCUUGAUGUCUCUGGGGAGUAUUUUUAAGAUACUGAAAUUUGAUUGGAUAAUUCAUGUUACCAAUGUUCGAUAGUGGUCUUUCACACCUUUUUACUAAGACCAGGAACAUGAUGGACAGUAGAAGAUUCAUGUCUUCUUGUUCUCAAAGAAUGGAAAACAUGGUAUUUUUGAGACCAAACUGCUCUGGAGGGAAAAGCUAAACGUUAUUUGUACAAAAAUGCAUUUUAAUAUGAAAUUAUAUGAAAAAUUGUUGGGGGAAAAAAUCAAUAUUGUUUAAAGGGCUGAUAUCUGUGGGUUUUAUUUUAAUAAAAGAUUGACCAUUCCAGUUA
This is a messenger RNA of Sphaerodactylus townsendi, 2178 nucleotides long. It is a transcript of the gene PRPF18, whose product is annotated as pre-mRNA processing factor 18. The transcript has 11 exons. Bases 107 to 1165 code for a protein of 352 amino acids. Lineage: Eukaryota; Metazoa; Chordata; Lepidosauria; Squamata; Sphaerodactylidae. Gene Ontology annotation, biological process: generation of catalytic spliceosome for second transesterification step; RNA splicing. Gene Ontology annotation, cellular component: U5 snRNP; U2-type post-spliceosomal complex; U4/U6 x U5 tri-snRNP complex. The record is from RefSeq and is a predicted model, not a curated record.